Neoarthrinium moseri is the source of this 459-nucleotide messenger RNA. RefSeq lists its product as uncharacterized. The coding region runs from base 1 to 459 and encodes 152 amino acids. The record is from RefSeq and is a predicted model, not a curated record. The transcript has a single exon. Lineage: Eukaryota; Fungi; Ascomycota; Sordariomycetes; Amphisphaeriales; Apiosporaceae.
AUGUCGGGCGGUUUCAACAGUGGCAGUGAAUAUGACAGCUACAGCGACAGUGACAGUGGCGUCGGUGAAAGUCCCUGGUCCGGGCACUUCCGCGCCGUCUGGACCGAGUGGGCGCAUGGCAGGGCAUUUGAGAACGAGCAGGUGGUGGACGAUCUGAAGCUGCAUCUCGUCAAGCAGCGGAAGAAGCUGACCGAGCUCAAGCGCCGUGCUGCUGCCGGCACUGAGGGGGAGCAGUUCUGGGGCUUCGUCGAUAACUGCGAGGAGAGAAUCGAGCGACUCGAGAGGGAACUGUGGAAAAGGGAGAACAAGGUUAUCCAGUGGCGGGCCAUAGCCAAUGGAGAUGUUGGCGCCAGCAUGCGGAGCAGUGUCAAGGAGUUCAGGAGGUGGGUGGAGGACGACGAGGGCAACAAGGUGAGGCAGAGGCUUACGAAACGGGCGCCCACGGUUGUAGCAGAUUGA